Rhinocladiella mackenziei CBS 650.93 is the source of this 1167-nucleotide messenger RNA. RefSeq lists its product as uncharacterized. Gene Ontology annotation, biological process: Arp2/3 complex-mediated actin nucleation. The record is from RefSeq and is a predicted model, not a curated record. The transcript has 4 exons. Gene Ontology annotation, cellular component: actin cortical patch; Arp2/3 protein complex. NCBI's taxonomy places the organism in Eukaryota, Fungi, Ascomycota, Eurotiomycetes, Chaetothyriales, Herpotrichiellaceae. Bases 1 to 1167 code for a protein of 388 amino acids. Gene Ontology annotation, molecular function: actin filament binding.
AUGGCCGAACCACCUAUUGUCCUCGAUGGGGGUACUGGUUUCCUCAAAGUUGGCUAUGCCGCUCAAAACUUCCCUGAAUAUCAGUUCCCCUCCAUCGUGGGUAGGCCCAUCCUUCGUGCGGAAGAGCGGGCAGGCGACAUUGUGGUCAAGGAUAUUAUGUGUGGAGAUGAAGCUGCCGCUGCAAGAUCAAUGUUACAGAUUAGUUAUCCUAUGGAAAAUGGCAUCAUCAAGAAGUGGGACGACAUGAUGCAUCUCUGGGAUUUUACCUUCAAUGAAAAACUUCGAAUCGACACAACAGGCCGGAAGAUCCUCCUUACCGAGCCACCCAUGAAUCCUCUUAAAAACCGCGAGCAGAUGUGUCAAGUCAUGUUCGAGAACUACAACUUCGGUGGGGUGUACGUGGCCAUUCAGGCGGUGCUGGCGUUGUACGCCCAAGGUCUGUCUUCAGGCGUUGUCGUUGACUCUGGUGACGGUGUCACCCACAUCGUGCCGGUCUACGAAUCUACAGUCCUCAACCACCUCACACGCCGUCUUGACGUGGCUGGUCGAGAUGUAACACGCAACUUGAUUGCACUCCUCCUCCGACGAGGCUACGCUCUAAACCGAACCGCCGACUUUGAAACCGUCCGCCAAAUCAAAGAGAAACUCUGCUAUGUUUCCUACGAUCUCGCCCUGGACCAGCGCCUGUCUGAGGACACUACCGUCCUGGUGGAAUCCUACACUUUACCCGACGGCCGUGUGAUCCGAGUGGGCAGUGAACGCUUCGAAGCUCCUGAAUGUCUCUUCCAACCACACUUGGUGGACGUCGAGCAACCCGGCAUCGCGGAGUUUCUCUUCAACACGAUUCAAGCCGCCGACGUCGACGUGCGCUCAUCGUUGUACAAGGCCAUUGUCCUCUCUGGCGGCAGCAGCAUGUACCCUGGCCUGCCAUCGCGCCUAGAAAAGGAGCUCAAACAACUCUGGUUGAUGCGCGUGCUGGGCGGGAAUCCGGAACGGCUAAACAAAUUCAAAGUGAGGAUAGAAGAUCCCCCUCGGCGACGACACAUGGUUUUCCUCGGUGGUGCCGUUUUGGCAAACAUCAUGGCUGACAAGGAGAACAUGUGGAUCUCCAAGCAGGAGUGGAUGGAACAAGGUCCCAGGAUUUUGGACAAGUUGGGGCCCAGAUAG